Messenger RNA from Chara braunii, 1267 nucleotides. NCBI's taxonomy places the organism in Eukaryota, Viridiplantae, Streptophyta, Charophyceae, Charales, Characeae. The record is from the annotation of a GenBank genome assembly.
CGGUUAACACAGGGAAUGAUCAACUUCUGCGUCAUACUAUACAUGGACGACAUCCUGGUUUAUUUGGAGACCUAUCACGGGCAUGCACAACAUAUCGAGUGGACGUUGGGUGCUCUGAAAGACGCCAGAUUCAAAAUCGCGCUCGAAAAGAGCGAAUUUUUCCUUUCGGAAAUCUCGUUCCUGGGCUAUGUCGUAACACGUGGAGGACUGCGGCCUGACUCAAGAAAGGUCGCGGCGGUGAAGGAAGCUCUUGUCCCCACGUCACUGACGCAGGUUCGAGCUUUCUUGGGGUUAGCCUCGUACUAUCAGCGACGAGAGCCUGGUCCCGCACGUCCUCACACGAAUUCUGACGCCGUACCUUCAUGGUCAGCGUGCCUGGAGGAGUCGGGAAACGGCCGCAACCCGCCAUCGCAACGAGGAUAUCCGGACCCGCGGGAGAUAGUCGACCUCGCUUUCUUCCAGUAUCGAACAGUCUCCGAAGACGAGGAGCUAGCGAUAGAAGAAGAAGCGGAAGAAGAAGAAGAAGGCACAGAGGAGGAAGAGGAGGAGGAAGAAACACUGGAAGAAGGCAGUUAUAAUGAACACAGCGAGGGAGAGCAGAGUGAGGAAGAAAAAGAAGAGGAAGACGAGGAAGAGGAAGAUGAGGAAGAGGAAGAGUUGGAGCUGGAAGAAUCCGAGUGGGAAAUCUCGGCGGAAGAAGGGGAACAAACGGACGCUCAGGCGAAGGACCCUCAGGCAACGCGCAAAGGAGAAGAAAUUGCAGUCGGAAAGCGACAGUUGGAAUUCGCAAGCGGAGCAAAUCUGCCGAUCGCCGAGGAUCCCGCCAAAAAUUCGGAGCUGCCCAAGCCCGAAGAUGGGGACCCAGAUGCCGAGACUUCGAGCGCACCAGCCAGGCGGCGACGAAGUCGAUCCCCCUCCCCCUCCACCUUCGACCGUCCACCAGUUCGAGCCCGUACCGAUGGGGGCCAUCGGGCUUCGUCCCCGGUCCUUAUCCCGUCGUCCCCUUGAUCACUUCACCCUCCGCCAGAUCACCACCCGCGUCACCUUCCCCCGUAAUCCCUUCCUGAUUGAUACCUUCCGAUUUUUCUACGCCACCCGCCUUGUUGUCACUGUUCACCCCCACCCCUCAACUCGGUGUGCCCUCCCCGACUUCUGUCUUCAUGCCCUCCUCUUCAGUGCCGCGUGGCGAGGCCACAACAUCGUCAAGGUUUAUUGCAUGAUCACGGGGACUAUACCCGCAUGCGAGAACCACGAUCAAUUCCGCGCG